AUGGCAAACAAGAAAGGCUCAGAGCCAAUCCUUGAUCCGUGUUUCGACUCUUCACAUGCGCCGAUUUUGGUUCAGAACGCCACACUUUUCCAAUCUCCUCGCUCUCAUCCUUCUCCUCCAGCUGCAACAAUUUUCAUUCAACAACCCCAGGCCAACUUGGACACCUGUGAGCCACUUGGGACAUCCUACCAGCAGAUGGCAGAAUCACAGAAAAGAGAGUGCAAUGAAGACUAUUUUUCACAACGAGAAAGUGCCACCUUCAGGGUGAGGACUGUAGCCCUGGACAGGAGACACAGUGCUGAUGAAACCAUCAGUUCAGGCUCGGGGCCCGGGCAAGAGCAGAGUAAAUCUUACCAUUUUCACCCCUACCGGCGACAGUUUAGUGAUGGAGUUGUGAAGGUUACAGACUGUCAACAAAAUUUCCCACCUUCCUACACCUGCCUUCAGGAUGGGGCCAGUCCUGACACACACAGCUCAAGCAGCGAGGCACCAGCAUCUUGGGACCAGUACAAUGGUGGUUUACAAGCUUCCAGACUGACGAGCUCACAAAAUACUUAUUCAGAACUACCAGCUGCACCACUGGAGCCUUCCUGCUUCCUGUCAGAAAGUCACACCUCCUCUAGUUCACUGGGGCCGCUGCAGCAGUUCUCUUCGAAUGUGAACUCUUCUAGUGGCCAGUCCAACAACAAUCAGUAUUCCCUACAAUGUCUCUCCCCUUUGUCGCAUCAGGAAAACACUACACAGACCAUCUUCCCCAAGCCCAUAUACUCAUACAGCAUCCUGAUCUUCAUGGCUCUGAGGAACAGCAGGACAGGAAGUCUUCCAGUGAGUGAGAUCUACCGCUUCAUGACUGAACACUUCCCCUAUUUCAAGACAGCUCCUGAUGGGUGGAAGAACUCAGUGCGUCACAACCUCUCUCUCAACAAGUGCUUUGAAAAGGUGGAGAAUAAGAGUGGCAACUCAUCUCGUAAAGGCUGUCUGUGGGCUCUCAACCCGGCCAAAGUGGAGAAGAUGCAGGAAGAGUUGCACAAGUGGCGUCGAAAAGAUCCUGUUUCUGUUCGCAAGAGCAUGGCAAGACCAGAAGACCUCGACCAGCUUCUGGGGGAGGGACCAGAGAAGCUAAGGUCUUUGCCAGUCAACCGCAACCCAGGCUCAGUUUCCAGGCUUGUCCGUCCCUGUAAUACUGCCACUUUAUCUUUCAAUCCGACCCAGACCCAAGAAUCCCCCCUCCCUAUUCAGCAUUCACACUAUUCCCACAUUGCAACACUGACACAGGAACCUUACUAUCAUCCCCCCACUGUUCAUCAUCCCAGCAACUCUUUUCCCUUCCACUUACCAUGUAGACAACCACCAUUAUCUGAUGUACCAUCCACCAUGGGAGACUUGAACUCCCCCAUGGCCGAGAAAGCUCCACCAGCCUACAGGUCUGUUCAAGAGACAGAGUACAAUGUUGGCCCCAAGAACAUUCACGAGUUCCUGUUUGAAGGAGAUGGCGGUUAUGACGUUGACACUCUCAAUCCUAGUCUGACGGAUCUGCAGCUUCAAGGUAACUUGUGGGAGGAAUUAAGAGAGGACAGCCUGGUGUCUGAUUCAUUAGCGGUUAUCACCACCAACCCUUCCACCACCUCUCCUUUGUCCUCCCCACAUAUCCAGAGCAGCGGUCUGCAGGCCAUGGCCUCAUUCAUUCAAACCUCAGAGGAAGGGGCCCAGAACAUGUGCAGUGGAAGUCGCCCUGACCAGCGUCCAAAUGGAUUUUAUCCCAUGGUUUACUCAGGGGUGGAGAGCUUUGCUGGGUAUUUAACUUCAUGCACCACCACUGUUUCUUUACUUUGA
This is a messenger RNA of Lampris incognitus (smalleye Pacific opah), 1833 nucleotides long. RefSeq names its product forkhead box N1 (gene foxn1). The record is from RefSeq and is a predicted model, not a curated record. Gene Ontology annotation, biological process: regulation of transcription by RNA polymerase II. Lineage: Eukaryota; Metazoa; Chordata; Actinopteri; Lampriformes; Lampridae. The transcript has 10 exons. Gene Ontology annotation, molecular function: transcription cis-regulatory region binding; DNA-binding transcription factor activity, RNA polymerase II-specific. Bases 1 to 1833 code for a protein of 610 amino acids.